ACACAAUGCUUGUGCAAUUGAUUGACAGCUACAGCGCCCGCCUCUGUUGCUGGAAUACAAAGCUGAUUGGCCACAGCGCCCUCAAAGGCAAAUCGUUGAUUGGAUGUAAUGUAGCAGAAGCCUUCCCGCCGGGCAUUUACGUAGAUUUGAUUGGCUGUUAAGGCGUUGUGUUUGGGUCGAUGCGGAAAUAGACGUACGCGUUCUGCUAGUGAUAUAAUAUCAAUAAAAAAUGUCGAUAAAGUUUUUUAAUGUGAAUUUCUCAUUAGAAUAAUAGCGGGCGAUUUAAUUAUGUAAUGUCAGACGAUUUUAUUAACCCGCAAAAUGGACGACAGUGGAACCGAAACACCUAGAAUAGCUUACAAAGUUUUCACGUUUGAAGAAAGCAAGAAAGACACAGAGGAGUCACUGUCUGUCUGCAUACCAGAGGUACUCGACCCACACUAUGGCAUGUAUGUGUGGCCUUGUGCGGUGGUGCUGGCACGGUUUCUGUGGGCACGAAGAGAAGAGCUGAGAGACAAGACAGUACUGGAGAUUGGUGCAGGUGUGAGUCUGCCAGGUGUGGUGGCGGGGAAGUGCGGUGCAAAGGUGAUCCUGUCAGACAACGCUACGACUCCACAGUGCCUGGAGAACUGCAGGCGCAGCUGUGAAGCCAACGGCCUCCGUGACGUGGAGGUGCUGGGACUCACCUGGGGGGAGAUCUCGCCGGAUCUCGUUCUGCUUCCUGAGCUGGACGUCAUCUUGGGGUCGGAUGUUUUCUACGAGCCACAAGAUUUUGAAGAUGUCCUCGUGACUGUUGCUUAUCUUCUAAGAAAGAACCCCAGAGCCCAAUUCUGGACCACAUACCAAGAGAGAAGUGCCGACUGGUCGAUUGAAGCGUUGCUCCACCGGUGGAAGCUGAGUUGUGUUGAUGUUGAGCUGGAAAGCUUCGAUACGGAUAAACCUGAGCUGGCUGAAUCAGCUCCGCCGGGCAGCUACAGCGUCCAGAUGAUGAUCAUAACGCUGAAGACGGAGGACGCUGGGCCGUAAUUACAGACUAAAUGUUGGUCAUUGUCAUCGGUGGUUACAGGAGCCACCAAAACUCUCAUCGUAGACGGAAGGUGGAGAAAUUAAAUGAAUGAAUGUUAAACAUGACAUUAAACCUUUCAGCUGCAUGU
This is a messenger RNA of Micropterus salmoides (largemouth bass), 1154 nucleotides long. It is a transcript of the gene mettl23, whose product is annotated as methyltransferase like 23. Gene Ontology annotation, cellular component: nucleus; cytoplasm. The coding region runs from base 322 to 1026 and encodes 234 amino acids. The transcript is spliced from 5 exons. The record is from RefSeq and is a predicted model, not a curated record. NCBI's taxonomy places the organism in Eukaryota, Metazoa, Chordata, Actinopteri, Centrarchiformes, Centrarchidae.